Messenger RNA from Rhineura floridana, 366 nucleotides. RefSeq names its product protein PIP-1-like. Bases 1 to 366 code for a protein of 121 amino acids. The transcript has 4 exons. The record is from RefSeq and is a predicted model, not a curated record. Lineage: Eukaryota; Metazoa; Chordata; Lepidosauria; Squamata; Rhineuridae.
AUGGGCUCCAGCUACUGCUGGUCCCAGAGCUGCUCUCUGCUAAAAAUGAAGACUCAGAUGAGUAAGGUUCUGGCUCUUGGCUUCUCACUAAUGCUCUCUUUAGCAGCAGUUGGAGGACUCAAAUGCCAUCACUGUGUCAAAGUCAGGAAAGAUAACACAUGUGUAAAAAAGCAUUUCUGUGAUGUCGCUGGUAGAAACUUCUGCUACAUUCAAAGAGUUUCCAAAGGGGGACAUAUUAGGCGAGUGCACCGGGGUUGCACCACCUUUUGUAUACAAGCCGUCAAGUUGAGCAUGGACUUUAUAAAGUAUACCUUUUGCUGCCAAACAGAUUACUGUAACAAAAAUAAUAUUUGGCAGCUUUACUAA